AUGCCUCGCGCUUGGUUGUCGUUUUUCGUUUGGACGAUCUUGUGCAGUCAGAGUUACGGUUUGACUUUGAACGUACCUCGAGUUUGGUUACCGAUCUUGAACGCAUCCAGAGCGGCGUUUAAGUUUGAGACAACGGAUGGCACGUGUUCUCGAUGGUCAAUCGUCAAAGGCGCGGAAGCGAUCAGCCUAACACCGGUCGAGGCAGACCCUUUGCUGGGGUGUUCGGUGGCCGCCACAGUAACGACCUUGCCCGGCAACAGCAAGCGUACCAUUUCGGUCAUAAGUGUGACUGACGCCAAGACCACUGAGCAGGUCGUCUACUGCCAAGUGAUAGUCAACUCUAUAGCUUCGUUGGCAAUCGUCACCAGGACCAAAGAGCUCGUUGUGAACAAUCCGCCUGAGUUUUACGAACUGGCGGCAUUCGACGACCAAGGCAACACAUUCAGUACAAUGAAUGGUGUCGAGUGUCAGUGGUCGGUUCAAGGCAAUUCGCAUUCUGGCAUUCUGAGAUUAGUGACGUUUAAGGACUCGUCUUAUCUGGCAUCGCCUGAAAUUAGUAACUUGGAGCGAACAAAUCGUCAGGGCCACGUGGUAUUGGUCGAAGGUGUAAAGCCUGGUCGCAGCGAGUUGUGUGCGAGUCUAGUUUCUUCGGACAUGAAUGCUUGCGUUCAACUCGACAUUAUCGACCAUUUAGUACUGGAGCCCGAGUACGUUGUAAUAUUACCCGGAGAUCAGAUACACAUAAAAGUGUACAAGCUCGAAAAUAGAGGAUCGAAAAAAACCGAAAUAAACAAAAAAUUGUUUUCAAUUGAAAUUCUGACGUCGGCCGAAAACUCAAACGUAUUGAAGUCAUUAAAUAAACCCGGUGAUUUCCUUGGAGUCGACGAAGGCGAGGUGACGUUAAAACUAAAAGACAUCAAACAUGAUAGGAUCUACACGUCGGUAAGCAGUACUGUGGUUGUAAGCAGAGCGGACCACUUGUCGAUCAACUUGAAACCGGUCAACAAUCGUAAUCUAGUUGUGGACAACGAAUAUCAAAUGGAAGUCGUCAUGUACACAAGCGCCCACCGGUCGAUAAACAUAGGAUCCAAUGUCAAAAUGGAGUUCCAGAUGGAUAAAAAAUAUUUUUUCACAUUGAGCGAAGUAUCGAAUGGGACUUACAACGCUGUCAGGACCAAGCGAAACGGUACUUCCAUCAUAAAAGCGUAUUUGCUACAACCUCUUCUCAAUAAAGGCGGAUCAAAAUAUGACAGUAUCGAAGUGAAUAUACAUUCCAAAGUGGUAGUAACGCCCAAACACGUUGUCUUCCCGUUGCACAAGUACAAAAAUGACAGACUGCGAUUAGGUUUGAACGCUAUUGGCGGCGAUAACAACGGAUACCUUUGGAGUAGCGACAACGUACAGGUGUGUACAGUUUCGUCUAAUGGACAUGUCACACCGUUUAAGCCGGGUAAAACAAAAGCAAUUGUUGCCACGCGCUCAAAUCCUUUGAACCACGAUCACGCUGUCGUCCGCGUUAUUAUACCAGACCAAUUGAAAAUCGUCGUACAACCUAUCGAGCAGGAAAUUGGACGCUCUGUGACUGUAUAUUUACAACUGUCUACCGGAAAUGUAGAGGGCGAGAUGACAAGGGUGACCAUGUGUAACUGGGAUCAGUUUAAAAUUGCCAUCAGCCCUGGAGUAGAAUACACGCCACACGAAGGUCCUUUCGGUGUAAAUGACUCUUGCGCUGCUAUUUCUUUUGUGGUCAGCUCGUUCGGCUUGACAACGGUGACAGUGACGUUUGUAACUAAUAACUCAGUACUGCGAUCGUCUGCAGUUGUGGGAACAUAUUCUAAAUUGGAACCACUUUACCCGCGAUCUGGACUUGUGGUUUUAGGCAGAGGUUGCGAGAGCACUCUGGUGUUUUUCGGGGGUCCACGUACCCUUAGCAACGGUUAUCGUAUUGAGUUAACUACUGAUGCUCUUGUUAAUUAUUGGCGUCUACCUACAGCCGAUCAAAUCGAUGGGAACUCCGUAUAUGCUUAUCGGGUGAAAUGUGGCGAUAAAUUAGGUAAAGCUAAAGCCACAUUGGCUGUUCGAAGAGUCUCCAAGUCAAUGAACACCGAUGCUGAGACAGCAGCUGUGAUCGUGACAAAAUCGACAGUGGAAAUCGUUUGCUCGUCACCGAAAAGCGUUAAGUUGACGCCUGUGGACAUGGCUGACCGCUGUCCUUUGAAAAAUUCUGACGAAAUUAUCAUGGAACGAGAACAACAGUUGACCGUACGUAUCGACGUAAUUGACGAGAAGGGCAGCGUUUUUGACAACGCCACCGGUGUCAAUGUUAGUUGGGCAAUCAAAAACAAUAUGAUGGUAAAGACUUUGGUAGAGUUGGGUACGAAAAUGCGCGUGAACGGAGGAUUUACGUUUCCCGACUAUCAUUACACUGUUUUCGAGGGUUCUGGUGUGGCUGGUCACACCACAGCUACUCUGAGUGUAAUCGAUCGUGCCAAACCUUAUACAAAUCAGCAAAACUCAAUUCUCAGCAGUUUGUCACUUGCACCCAAGAAAAAAUGCUCUAAGCCCACCGUUAUUUCCAAAACUGUAAUUAUUAAGUUAAUAGAUCCUCUGGUGUUUACUACUGCCAAUGUUAUUGUAACUUACCGGCCAAAAAUGAAAUGCAACUUUUACCUAGAAAAAGGCUCGGGCUACUUCGAAGUAUGGGCCGAAUCGCCUAACGCAGCCUCAGUGGUGCACGGAAUACGAUAUAUUGAGGUAAUGCCUAUGGUGCCAGGAAGUCUGACCAUCAUAUCUCGAGAUUUGUGUUUUCCAUCAAGAACAGCCGAAGUCCUCUUAACCGUACGAAGCGUUCAUAGAAUAGAAGUGAUAUUAGACGAGUUCAUAGAAAUAGGUCGAGAGAUUCAAGCUACCGUGAGUAUAUACGAUGCCGACGAUAACAUUCUACGCUUAGAAUCAGACGAGCUACAAAUGAUUCGACCUGUGUAUAAAGCCGGAAUAAUAGCCGUUCACAAGAAACAACUCAGUGACGUCAAACCCGCAACGUUUGUAAUCAAAGGAGUGGCAUUAGGAAACACCAAGCUCUGUUUCGUCAUUAAUUCGUACGGCGAGACUAAUAUACGGUCGCCACACGUUCAAAUACAUGUCCAUUCACCUCUGACAUUGUCUGUUAAACACUUGACGUUGGCUGUGGGCUCUCAAUAUUGGUUGACCGCAUUGGGAGGUCCACAAUCAGGAUGUGUUUUCGAGUACACUUCCAACGACCACCGGACGGUCGAAACCACAAUUGAUGGUGUCCUUAAAGCAAACGCGCUGGGAACGGCCACUGUCACUUGCACCGCGGUGAAACUAGACGAACCGACGGGCGACUUUUGUCGGCGAUCGAUUAUCGCGUCCGAUUUCGUCACUAUCAAAGUAAUCCAAUUGAAAAACAUAAAAAUUGAAGUGCCUACGAUCAAUAUGAAAGUCGGGCAAACUAUGCCGGCGUGGAUACGAGGCGUACCUGAUCCUCUAGGGCCUAUGAUCAUUGGUACCAUGACUCCACCGUUGACGUUUCAUUGGAGCACAUCGAUCGCAGGUGUCGUCAACGUCUUUGAUAUUAUGGAGAACUCGGGCAUUUUAGUUCGUGAACAAGACAGAAUAUCUGUUCGGAUUCGAGCCGUGAAAAAAGGGAAUACGGUAUUAAGUGCUUCGGUAUACGAACCAUCGUCCAAAACUCAUUUUGUCAGCUCUAUAAGCCUUGCGGUUUACGAUGAACUUAGCUUAGAAUCCCUAGAAUUUGUUGGCAACGGCCUUAUGAUAGCGCCUAAUACUCAUUUUAAACUGAAGACCAGCAACAGUCACAGAGUGACAAAACAAUCGUUUAUGAUAGUAGGCAAUACAAUGCUCGACGGUGAAGAAAACGGAUUGAAUCACUGCCAAAAUGUUCCGUCUGUCUUCUCUAUCGACCAAAGUUCUGGUUUGAUUAGAUCAUCGAAUGUCCUUGGAAGCGCUCACGUUGCGGUGUUGUCGACGGAUGAUUUUGGCGUCAAGCAAACUAUGACAGUGCCAGUUCAAGUAAAACUAGUGAACUAUAUAAUGAUAGCCCUCGAGGUAUCGGAUACUCCGAGAACCAAGUACUUAGGUUUGAAAAUAACACACCACGAUGAAAAAGGAGUGGAGUUCAAGGCAGUAAAUUCCGACAUGAUGUUCACAACUAAUUACAGGAAUCGGGUUAAAGUCACACCGGGAAAACAGAAAAAUACUUUAAAAGUAUCAUUGUUCGAAUCAGGAGAGAUGAUGUUGAAGGUUUGGUACGGAGACAGCGAACAUCAUUCGAACGAAGAUUACCUAAAGUUCAGCGUUACACAUUUGAUUUAUCCAAAUCGGGCUUUCGUGACCAUCGGUGAUGUAGUUUGCUUCUUAAUGCCUGUCAAAUUCAACCGAGAACAUGACGUAACGGGCGAGUGGAAAACGGACAAUCCGAACGCUCUGAAGGUUCAAAAAUCGUCUGGUUUUGCUGUGGCUUUAGCUCCAUCUGACGUUUCGGUGAUGUACUCCAGCGACAUGUUCAAGACGUCUACUUCAAUUCGGGUUUUACCGAUUAAAAGCAUACUUAUUCUCAACACGGAUAAAAUAAAGUUAAAGAAUAGCGGUGGUGCUGUCGACGUGCAAUUGGUGUUGCUUAAUGAACAAGAGUUGGCCCAACAGGCUAAUAAGAAAAGGGGAAAUAUGUGGGAGCACCGCGACGACGAUUGUUCGGCUCGAAACGGAAAAAUUGAAGAUUUUCCAUUUAAAUGUUACAUUUCUUUUGGACCUCUGAUACCUAACGAUAUGAGCUUGCCACCGAUCAAACGGGUGUUUGACGUCGCUCCACACUUCGACACAAAAACAGGCUAUUACAGUUGUAGAAUAACCCCUUCUUCGGUAAACGAUCCGAAGACGAGCACGGUUCAAGCGGUGGUACAGUUGCAAGUAACGUCGGAUACGGCUUAUACAGAAACCAAAGAAAUUUCAUUUGCUCCCGCCGUGGCCGUGGACAAAAGUGAAUUGUACUUUGGCCAGUUCAGCGGAUGCGACACCCUCACCGUAACCGGUUUGCCAGACGUGUUAAAGACAGUCACUUCGAGCAAUAGCACGUUGGUCAGCCCAGUGGUGCAAAGCCAAUGCGAAACUAACCUAGUCUAUUCAUUCACAAUAAACCCUGUUUUUUGGGACCUCGGAAGACCUGACGUUUGCAUAACGGUCACAUCUGGUCUUACGUCGCAGCACAUUAAAGUUGGACAUCAAUUGCUGUCACCGUGUCACCAUUGA
This is a messenger RNA of Adelges cooleyi (spruce gall adelgid), 5289 nucleotides long. Its product is annotated as nuclear pore membrane glycoprotein 210-like. The transcript is spliced from 15 exons. Lineage: Eukaryota; Metazoa; Arthropoda; Insecta; Hemiptera; Adelgidae. Gene Ontology annotation, cellular component: nuclear pore. The coding region runs from base 1 to 5289 and encodes 1762 amino acids. The record is from RefSeq and is a predicted model, not a curated record.